Molecule: messenger RNA, 841 nt
Organism: Somion occarium
Lineage: Eukaryota; Fungi; Basidiomycota; Agaricomycetes; Polyporales; Cerrenaceae
Source: the annotation of a GenBank genome assembly
GUUGCGAAGUUGCCUUGCUCUCAGAUGUACAGUAGGUGGUGGUGGUGAAAGCGAAAGCAACAGAGCACGCGGCGGUGACGACCCCGAGUACUCUGUAUGGAAAGAGAACUGGCCACCCGCCGAACUUCACUUGUCACCAUCUCCUACCACUGUCUGAAGCUUCUUCUCUGCACGAAAUAUCGUGACGACGCUGCUUAGACUACUAUAACGUACUAAAGAUGAACUUGUCACUCUAUACUGUUGCUGCACUCAUCAUCGUCGACACGGAUGGUCACCGUGUUUUGGCGAAAUACUACCACCCUGCCGGCGACCCAAAUCCUACACCAAAGCGACUUACGACGUUGAAAGAACAACGUGCAUUUGAGAAAGGCUUAUUCCAAAAGACGAAGAAGGCAGGCGGAGAUAUAACACUUUAUGACGGCUACCUCGCCGUAUACAAACACUCCCUCGACCUUAUCUGCUACAUCAUUGGCGACCCUUCAGAGAAUGAGCUGAUGCUUCUCUCUGCAUUGGCUUCGUUCUCGGAUGCUGCCAACAUGCUUCUCCGCAAUCAGCUAGAGAAGCGGUCAGUAUUGGAGAACUUGGACUUGGUGCUGCUAUGUUUGGACGAGACUAUUGAUGACGGUGUCAUCGUAGAAACCGAUUCAACGACCAUUGCUUCACGCGUGAGCCGACCAAAAGCAGACACGACGGAGAUCGUCAUCAACGAGCAAACUCUCAUGAACGCGUACCAGACAGUGAAAGAGAAGAUGCAGCAGCGUAUAGGACAGUUGUAGGAUUCCCCGGUUAUUUUGUAAUUUUAUUCGCUUUCCUUUGACCUCCUUCGCAACUUCUGAUCAUG